Molecule: messenger RNA, 566 nt
Organism: Suillus subaureus
Lineage: Eukaryota; Fungi; Basidiomycota; Agaricomycetes; Boletales; Suillaceae
Exons: 1
Coding region: 8-238 (76 amino acids)
Source: RefSeq, a predicted model, not a curated record
GCUGGGCAUGCGUAUGCGUGGAAUUUGCGCUGUUCUCCACCUCCAGCUUCGCGCCUGGAAAUUGACGGUCCCAGCUCUGCUCGGCUCUGCAGUCCUAGUAUCGGCAGCCAUAAUUUCACGGCAACCAUUCUGGCAAUCAUCAGGUGAUCGUCUUGACCAAGUACUAAGUCGUGGUUGCUACUGUAACUCGCUACUUCACAAGCACACGGAUGCUAGUAUCUUUGGCGGCUCCCGUUAAGCUACUUAGUAGGUUGCUGAAGUACUCGAGGCAUGUAGCGCGAUUACUAAUCGAAGUAUGUGAAUCAAACUAGUAUGACAUGCGCCUGCCAGGCUUAUUACUAAUCGGAAAGAGGUCGGGGUACUACCAGGAUGCUGCUGGGCACUGGCCACUAGCUAGUGGCAUGUGUCAUUCAUGCAAAGUCAUGCGGCCCUAAUUGCCCCAUUUCCAAAUGGCAGUGAUUAAGGCAAGAUAUCGGUACCAUCAUGUUCACCAUUCGCCACGAAAAGGCGAAUUCUCACAUCACUGUCUUGUUCGAUCUACAUCAAAUUUCUUUCUUCUUCAGAAA